Molecule: messenger RNA, 1314 nt
Organism: Diatraea saccharalis (sugarcane borer)
Lineage: Eukaryota; Metazoa; Arthropoda; Insecta; Lepidoptera; Crambidae
Source: the annotation of a GenBank genome assembly
AUGGGACAUCUAAUGAGGCUAACGUUUGUAGCAGUAUUAAUAUCGCAGGCUUACACCGCACCACAAUUCAUCACUUUUGACAACGGUAAAUUAGGAGUCAACUUCGGUGGAUAUCAUGCUGCUGUUGGUCUCGGAGGACUGUUAGGACAAAAUGGAGGCGCAGGUGGUGGUUUAUUCGCAGAAGCUGGAACGCCGCAUGGACAAUCUGCCAAAGCAGGAUUAGGUGGCGCCGUUGAUAAUGGCCAGUCUGCGGGUGGAUUGUACGCUAGUGCCACUGCAGGAGGAAAUGUGAAAGCUGCUACCGGUCUAGCUGGAGGAGUACUUGGAGAAAAAUCAGCUGGAGCUGGCUUCGCGGCAGCACAAGCUGGAAACCACUACGCGGCGUCAGGAAUGGGAGGUGAUACAUCAAGUUCAGGAGCAUCUGGAUUCACUUUUUCUGGGACUAAAUCUUUUGGAAUAAACAAAGGACAAGUGGAUUCCUCCGUCGUGGAUAUAAAACCAAUUCAAACGGAACACAAAAAGGUUCAUAAAGAAUUUAAUUUUGAUGCCGCCAAUGAAGUUAAUUUCGUUCCUUUAGCGUCUGACAUUGGUUUGCAAAAAGAUGUUGCAGUCAAAACUGAUGUUAAGGAAGUAUAUGUACAGUCACCUCCGCAAGUAGUAGAAAAACAUAUUGUACACAAGCACAACAAACCUCACCAACUUUUCCACAAUCGGUUCGGUUUUGUUGAUGAAAAUACUGAAGUAUCAGGAUCUGCGCCAGCUAUUCAAAAGAGGAUCGAUGUUGGUGUUGAUGCAAGUGUCAAUGCAGGAGCAGCAGCCGAAACUAGCAUCGGGGGAAGCGGGAAUAAUGCUUACACGAAAAAAGUUACCUUCCAGAGAAAUCCCAAUUUCUUUGCCGACAUUUUUAAUAUCCCCAUUUCAACACUGAAAGCGGUAGGCAAUUUUCUUGGCAACACAGCUGGAAGCACAAGCGUUUCUGUCCAGAAAUCAGGAUCGGUUCAAGCAGACUCAGAUUUGACUUCACCAAAGCAUGCUGAUGCAUCAUCUGUUUCAUCUUCAGAAACUCAUCUUUCUGUUAAAACUCCAGAUGUUUCAAAAGUCAUUGACGAUAUUUUGGCUAUUCCGAUUAACACUCUCGGAGCCGUAAACAAAUUCUUAGAAAACAAUGUUCCUGCGCGAAAAUCUGUUCAGGUGUCUGAAGAUGGUACCGUUCAACCUGUUCGUCGGCUGGGUCCACACGCAAGGCGACGAGCUAAUAAACAAGUAGUUAUAGUACAAGAAGAAAGUGUACAAAAAACCGAACAAUCCUCUUAG